CAGGCCGGCAGGCCCAGCACGUGGCCCAGGAGGGACCGCGCAGCAGCUGUGAUGGGGCGUCCGUGAGGUCUCGGGCACCUGCCAUGCACCCCGCGGACGACAGCUUCUCGCGCGCGGCCACGCAGACGCUGUCGCGCAGCCACUGCCGCAACAUCAAGCAGAAGAUCUCGCAGUGGGAGGGGCGGGCGCGCGGGGGCGCUGGCGACGGCGGGCAGCAGACCAGGGACUUCGGGGUGAAGUACGACCAGGACAGCGCUGCUCCGGCCAGCGCAAGGUCGCAAGCCCCAGGGAAGGCGCGGCCCGCAGAUGCCAAGAGCCUGGGCCUGGACUUUGGGGAAGGCCCAAGGCCCUGCCAUCAGGGCAAGGGGGGCAGGGGCCCUGCCGAGCUCCCGCAGCCACAGCCGUGCCCCCGCUGCUCCGUGCCCCCGGCCCUGGACAACGGGGACUGGCAGCCGGGCUGCCCUGACCCCGCGCGAGCCUUGCCCCCGGGGAACUUCUACACUUCCCGUGGGCUGUGGCGGAAAAUGGAGCCCCUGCCCCCUGCCCCACCUGCCGUGGCUGCUGCGGACCCAAAGAGGAAGAGGGGGAGCUGCGGCUCCGUCGAGAAGGAGCUGCCGGCCCAGGGGCUGGGGCUACCCGCCGCCCCACGCCCGCCCCCGCCCCGGCUCCCACCACCCAAGCCUCGCAGGACUUUCCGCUACCUGUUGGAGCGGGAUGCAGCUGCCCGCGCCACUGCCAGCACCGACGUCAGUACCAGCCAGGAGCAGCUGCUGGGUGGGCAGCGUGGCAGCGAGGCAGCGCUGCCCCCCGCCGGUGACCCCGAGCAGUGCCCCCCCAGGAGAAUCCGUGGCCGGGCCCAGAGGAAAUCCUUCGAGUUCGAGGACGUCCAGGGCUUCCGGAGUCGGAGGGCGGCCGCCGGCACCCCCAAGCCCCAGGAGACGAACGGCACGGCGGGGUCCAGGCUCUACUACACGCAGUCGGAGGACAACCUGUACGAGGAUGUUGUCUAUGUUGCCAGAGAAAACCCGUACGAAGACAUCAAAGCGCUGCCUCUGCCGCUGUGGAGGGUGCCCUCGGCCUGGAAGCUGUUCCCCCCUCUGGCCACAGACAAGCCACCCAAGCCACCCCCCAAGCCGCCCUUCUUCGGCCGCAAGACCAUGGAGCUGAAGAACCCGCGCGCCUGCAUGCGCGGGAAGCUGGUGAAGGACACGACCCUGCCCGUCACGCUGAGCGAGUGGAAGCUCUUCCGAGCCGGAGAGGCUGCCAGCAGGAGGAGGAAGGACCUUCCCCCGCUUGUGUUAAAGAUACAGGAGAUCUUUGAUUCCAAACGCGGGAAGAAGAGGGUGAAGCUGCAGCCUUGCACAGGGAAAGAAGUGCCUCCGGCCAAAGGUGAAACCAGCGGGAACGAAAGUGACUCGGAGAAUCUGCCAAAAGGUCGGCACAAGCGCCUGCUGCAGGUGCAGGUGGCCUCCAAGAGGAACCCGCACUACCAGACGCUGGAGCGGGACCUGAUUGAGCUCCAGGAGCAGCAGCUGUUCGAGCUCUUUGUGGUGGUGUCGCUGCAGAAGAAAUCGGCCGAGGCGAGCUACACGCCGCAGGUUAUACAGCAGUUCCCCAGCAAGCCUGAACAUCACUUUCGGCAGUCCAAGGACACCGAGGAGCGGCUGAAAGUCAUCCCUGGGUUCUGCUUUCCAGAUCCCAAGGACUGGGUUCCUGCUUCAGAGCUUAAAAGCGAAACCUUCUCCUUCGUGCUGACGGGCGAGGAUGGCAGCCGCUGGUUCGGGUACUGCAAGAAGCUCUUGCCGGAAGGGAAAGGGAAGCGGCUCCCUGAGGUGUACUGCAUGGUGAGCCACCUGGGCUGCUUCAACCUCUUCUCCAAGAUCCUGGAUGAGGUGGAGAAGAGGCGAGAGAUAUCCCCAGCCCUCGUGCACCCGUUCAUGCGUAGCGUCAUGGAGGCGCCUUUCCCUGCUCCCGGACGUACUAUCGCUGUGAAGAGCUUCCUGCCAGGAGCAGGAAACGAGGUUAUUGAACUGUGUCGCCCGCUGGAUUCCCGGCUCGAACAUGUCGACUUUGAGUGCCUGUUCCAGUGCCUCAGCGUUUGUCACCUGAUUCGCGUCUGCGCCUCUCUCCUGCUGGAAAGGAGAGUGAUCUUUGUUGCAGACAGUCUAAGCACUUUGUCUAAAUGCGGCCACGCUGUGGUUGCAAUGCUUUACCCCUUCACCUGGCAGCACACCUACAUCCCUGUCCUCCCAGCUCCCAUGAUUGACAUUGUCUGCUCUCCCACCCCAUUCCUCAUCGGCAUUCUCUCGUGCUCCCUACCACAGCUUCAGGAUCUGCCUGUGGAGGAGGUACUGAUCGUUGACCUUUGUGCUGACAGGUUUCUGCAAGAGGUAUCGGAUGAAGAUGAAAUCUUACCUCCCAAACUCCAGGCUGCACUUACACAGAUUUUGGAGGAGAGAAGUGAAAUUUUAUACCAAGAGCAGAAUGACAUACAAGGUGAUGCAACUCUGGCCUCCCUCGUCUCUGAAGCCUUUGUGUGGUUCUUUGUGGAGAUUGUCGGGCAUUACUCCCUGCACAUGAAUGUCACGGAGAAGGGGGAGCGGGUAUUCCAGCGAGAGCCAUUCCGGAAGUCCCAUACCUCCCGCAACGUGCGCCACUUUCUGGACCUGUUCAUGGAGACACAGAUGUUUGCAGGGUUCAUCCAGGACCGGGAGCUCCGCAAGAGUGGGGUCAAAGGCCUGUUUGAGGUCCGUGCCUUUGAGUAUUUGGAGACAAUUCCAGAGACUGAACGAAGUGGGAUGAACAAAAUUCUCCGCAGUCUGGGAACUAAAAUGAAAUUUCUUCAGAAGAAGUGAGAGCUGAGGCCUGAGCCCUGCUGUGCGGGGCCACGCUUGGACGCUGCAGCCAGGCUGGAUCUUGACCCGGGGCCGCGGUGCAAGGCCAGGGGUGCCCAGGACCGGGCGAACGGGCCGUCGCGCUCCCUGCAACCAAGGGACCUGCAUGAGGCGGACAUGCGGGCAUGGAGUCGCACUGCCUUUCCAGUGGGCUGGGUGCCUGGCCCACGUGCCGGUGCAGAAUGGACACGUGUGUGCACACAUGUAUAUGGAUGUGCGCACGCACACAUGCACACAGUUACGUGCACGCACACGUGCAAGCGCUGUUUGGACUUUCGUUAAAACUAUUUCAACCCGUCUCAUGACUCCGCCCCUCUCUGCACGGCCGGGGGGCGGGGCGCAGGCCGCGGACUGCGCAGGUGCAGCAAGAGAGGCGGAUGGUGGCGCGAGGGAGGGCGGCGCAG
Gavialis gangeticus (Gharial) is the source of this 3298-nucleotide messenger RNA. It is a transcript of the gene DENND2C, whose product is annotated as DENN domain containing 2C. Lineage: Eukaryota; Metazoa; Chordata; Crocodylia; Gavialidae. The coding region runs from base 84 to 2855 and encodes 923 amino acids. The record is from RefSeq and is a predicted model, not a curated record. The transcript is spliced from 19 exons.